Messenger RNA from Melanotaenia boesemani (Boeseman's rainbowfish), 2379 nucleotides. RefSeq names its product prolyl endopeptidase-like. The record is from RefSeq and is a predicted model, not a curated record. The transcript has 16 exons. The coding region runs from base 70 to 2286 and encodes 738 amino acids. Lineage: Eukaryota; Metazoa; Chordata; Actinopteri; Atheriniformes; Melanotaeniidae. Gene Ontology annotation, molecular function: oligopeptidase activity; serine-type endopeptidase activity. Gene Ontology annotation, cellular component: cytosol. Gene Ontology annotation, biological process: proteolysis.
CGCGUGCUGAAACGCUUUCGCUUUCGCUUGUGGACUCCAGUUCUGCAGAGUUUCGGUCCGAACUUCUUCAUGGCGUUUAGGUACCCGGCGGCCCGCAGAGACGAGGCUCAGGUGGAUGACUACCAUGGAACCAGGAUCCAGGACCCGUACGUGUGGCUGGAGGAUGCAGACAGUCCAGAAACCAUGGCGUUUGUGGAGGAGCAGAACAAGCUAACGAUGCCGUUCCUGGAGGCAUGUUCGGUCAGGACCCGGUUCCAGCAGCGCCUCACGGAGCUGUACGACUACCCCAAAUACAGCUGCCCCUACAAACGGGGGGACAGGUAUUUCUACUUCCAUAACAAAGGCCUCCAGAACCAGGAUGUGAUGUACGUGCAGAACUCUCUGGAGGACCCAGCCUCCGUCUUCUUUGAUCCUAACCAGCUGUCUGAGGACGGAACCGUGGCGCUGAAGAUGUGUCGUCUGUCGGAGGACUGCGAGUUCUUCGCUUACGGGCUGAGCAGCAGCGGUUCUGACUGGGUCACGAUCCGGUUCAUGAAAGCGGAUGACCUCAGUCUGCUCCCCGAUGUUCUGGAGAGGGUCAAGUUUAGCUGCCUCGCCUGGACCCACGAUGCCAAGGGGGCCUUCUACAACUGUUACCCCCCUCAGGAGGGCAGAACCGAUGGAACCGAGACCACCAGCAACAUCAACCAGAAGCUCUUCUACCACCGGAUCGGAACCCCGCAGUCCGAGGACGUCCUGGUGGCAGAGUUCCCUGAUCAUCCCAAGUGGCACAGUUCUGUUAUGGUCUCUGAUGACGGCCGUUACGCCGUUCUGUCCAUCACGGAGGGAUGUGAACCCGUCAACCUGCUCUGGUUCUGUGACCUGCAGCAGCUCCCUGAGGGGAUCACAGGUCUGCUGCCGUGGGUCCGGCUGGUGGACUCCUUUGAGGCCCGGUUCUCCUACGUCACCAACGAAGGGACUGUGUUUACGUUCCAGUCCAACCUGGAUGCUCCCCGGUACCAACUCAUCAACGUCGACAUCCAGAAACCAGAUCGGCACAACUGGACCACCCUCAUCCCGGAGCACCCCAAGGAUGUCCUGGGCUUUGUCUCCUGUGUGAACAAGCACCACCUGCUGGUCAAUUACGUUCACGACGUGAAGGACAUCCUGCAGGUCUACGAGCUGAAGACUGGCCAUCUGGUGCGAGAUCUGCCACUGGGUGUGGGAACGGUGGCUGGAGUCAGCUGCAAGAAGAAGCACCCAGACUUCUUCUACAAGUUCACCUCCUUCACCACACCUGGUAUCAUCUACCACUGUGACCUGAGUGAGCCGAACCCGGAGCCCAGGGUCUUCAGGGAGGUGGAGGUGAAAGGCAUCAAGCAGGAGGACUUCCAGAUCCACCAGGUUUUCUAUCCCAGUAACGAUGGAACCAGGAUCCCCAUGUUCCUGGUCCAUGCUAAAGAUCUGCAGAGAGACGGGAGCCAUCCGGUCUUCCUGUAUGGAUACGGUGGCUUUGAGGCCUCUAUUCAGCCCUACUACAAAGACCAGCUGCACAGCUUGAGAGGAUUGGGGAACUUCAUAGUUCCAACAACAGGAAGUGGACUGUUUCUCUGUCUUCAUGUCCUCAGCGUGGCCUACCUGCUGUUUGUGAGACACCUGGGAGGAAUCCUGGCGGUGGCCAACAUCAGGGGGGGCGGAGAAUACGGCCUCACCUGGCACAAAGCGGGAACGCUGGGAAAGAAGCAGAACUGCUUCCAGGACUUCCAGAGAGCAGCAGAAUUCCUGAUCCAGGAGCAGUACACCACGGCCAGCCGGAUUGCCAUCAACGGGGCCUCUAACGGGGGUCUGCUGGUCGCGACGUGUGUGAACCAGCGUCCGGACCUGUUCGGCUGCGCCGUGGCCGAGGUUGGUGUGAUGGACAUGCUGAAGUUCCAGAAGUUCACCAUUGGCCAUGCCUGGACCACUGAUUACGGCUGCUCCGAUGACCCCGAGCAGUUCCAUUGGCUCAUCAAGUAUUCUCCUCUCCAUAACCUGCCCGAUCCUCCAUACUCGGGCCCUCCGUACCCGGCCGUCUUGCUCCUGACGGCAGAUCAUGACGACCGCGUGGUGCCUCUGCACACCCUGAAGUACUGCGCCGCCCUGCAGUACGGGGUCGGCAGCAGCCCGCAGCAGCGCCAGCCUCUGAUGGUCCGAGUGGACACCCGCAGUGGCCACGGAGCCGGCAAACCCACUGCCAAGAUCAUCCUGGAGGAGACGGACAUCUUCUCCUUCAUCGCUGAGACGCUGCAACUCAGCUGGAAGGAGUGAGGAGAAAAUCUACAGAGGUUCUGAUCCAUUAAUGCAUCCUAGGUGUUUGGAUUCAAAGUAAAGCAUUUUCAAUAAAAAUCUAUUUUUCUUCUU